This is a messenger RNA of Galleria mellonella (greater wax moth), 2583 nucleotides long. RefSeq lists its product as uncharacterized. The coding region runs from base 115 to 1107 and encodes 330 amino acids. NCBI's taxonomy places the organism in Eukaryota, Metazoa, Arthropoda, Insecta, Lepidoptera, Pyralidae. The transcript is spliced from 6 exons. The record is from RefSeq and is a predicted model, not a curated record.
AUUUAAACAUUUCGGAGCGGGGUCAAGGCAAUGGGAAGACAAUUCGCCAGUGAGUCAGUGCUGCGCGGGCGCAGAGUGAACACGUAGCGGCGCGACCAGCGAUACCGCACCAGAAUGUCGCCGGCAGCGUCGUUUGCCGAACGAUGGGCCCAAGACAAUCUGAUCAGGGAGCCGUCCGAGGAGGAAUUAAAAGUCCUCGAUAUAUUCCCCCACACGUGUGAAGGGGAUGAGAUAGAGGCAGCGAAGAGGGCCAGGCGGUAUUAUAUAGCGAGGGGACCUGGAGGGCUGACAGAUUUGUGGCACAAUAGAUAUCCAGAUGGUGAAGAUAUUCUAUCCAGCUGCCAAGAUUCGUUUAUCAUCCCGCUCCGGGCUCGAAGCGUUGGCGGGAGGCGUUUAACGUUAGUCCGAUUGCCAGCACCAACAGCAUUAGACAGGCCUUUGUCAGCUAAAGCACUCCUUACAAGAUGGCUUAUGAUAUUAGAUAUUAGAUUACGGGAAGAUCCAUCACCAGGAGAGGAGGUAGCAUUCAUCGACGUCUCAGAUUUACAGCCUGCCCACUUGAAAAGUCAUUUCAGAAAGUCGUAUUGGCGAGAUUUUUAUUUAUGUAUGAAGACAAUAUACCCACGAAGGUUCUCUGAAGUCCACAUUAUCAAUGCUCAGCAUUUAAAGACCAUUCCGUUACUGCUUCUCCACAUAGGCCUGUACCCUUGGAAACGGCAGAGGGUCCAAAUUCAUACAAAUACUGGAGAUGUCAAUCAGGCCAUGGGUCUAGACUACUUCCCAGUAGAAGAGCUUCCUUAUGAAUAUGGUGGAAAAGCUGGCGCCAUGAAGGAUCUAAAUGAUCAAUGGACCAAAAAAUUAUUACUCAACUCAAAAUGGUUGCAAUCUGAAGAAAGGAAGUUCUAUGACACGGAACUCAAACCAGAAGUGAGAUCGCGAAUUCGUCACCGUAGCGCCGUGCGAACUUUUAGCAACAACGAAUCAUAUAACAUGUUGACAAGAACGCAUUCAUGUAAAUCUUUACACAAACAUGAUGACCUUGAUGAAGGGACAUACGGUGCAUACAGGACACUAAAACUGACCACUGAUAUGGGAUAUUACGUAUGAUCGUUUUUAUCUCUGAAGAAAUAAGUUUUAUAACAUAAAAGACGAUCGUAAAUUCGUCAGUGUAAUGUCCUGUGUACUUUUAGCAACAACGAAACCUAUAACAUGUUGACGAGAACGCAUUCAUGUAAAUCUUUACACAAACAUGAUAAUCUUAAUGAAAGAACAUGAAGUGCGUACAGGACACUAAACCUGACCAGAUAUGGGAUAUUUUGUAUGAUUGUUUGUUAUUAUGUCUGAAAAGAGAUUAAAAAAUUUAUGACACGAAAGUCAAAUCAGAAAUGAGAUCAUGAAUUCGUCACCGUAAUACUGUGCGCAUUUUUAGCAAUAAUGAAUUCCAGAGCUUUCGACGAAAAACCAUUCGUUCAUUUGCACAAACAUGAUGAGUUUGAAGAAAAAACAUAUAGAACAAUAUAAUAUGUUAUUAUAAUUUUCAUUGAAAUAAUUGUAAAAUGUAUCUCUUUAUUUAAACAUAGUUAUUAGAACGCUAGAAAAGUGAUAAAAAUAAAUUGCUGACUCCUGACUCAUUUGUGUAAAUAUGUUAUAUUUAUUUUUUUAUUUUUCAUUGUAUAUAAUAGCUUUUAAUUUUAUAAUGAACUACAAUAUCAAAAAAGUUUGAUUCCAUUGGGAUUUUUGUAUCCUCUUCACUUUUUUCAAAAUCUCUUAAAUUCUUUCUGUUAACAAAAAAGCGAUAAAGAAACGUUUUCUUAUAUCGAUUAAUAUUUUGCAUAUUAAUACAUACCUAUUUGUAAAUUACAUUGGUUUGUUUACACAUUAGAAACGAAAUAUACAUGAAUAAAAUAAAUUAAUAAACUAAUUAAUAAAUAUUAAUAUUUAUUUAGAUUUAGUAAAAAAUUGUAAAUGUAAAUUAUUAGAUGUAUAUUUCACUUAACAACUAUUAAUAUAAUAUAUAGUACCUACUACAUAAUACUCUAGCAAUACCUGUUGGUAUACUUAUAUAUCGAUUUUUUUUUUUUUCUUUUAAUUGGUAAUGUUAGAUAGGAAAUACUUUCAUCUGUACAUAAAACUAAUAAAGUCAAUAAUUUUUAUUUAAUGAAUUACUUUUACAAAAACAAAAACUCUAUAAAAAUUCUUCUUUACAGUUUUUUUUUUUUUUUUUUUUAUUUUUUGCUGCAUAGCAUUAAUCAUUUUAAAUUAAUUACCUUUUCAAUUGACUUCACAAAGAAGUAGAUUCUAUAUUCGGUUAUAUGUUUUUUUUUGUUUGUUACCUCAAAACUCCGUAUAUUAUAAAUCAAUUUGGAAAAGUCUUUUUUGUCUGAAAAAUACCUACAGAUUGAUCCCAUAAAAUUUUUAUCAAAAUCAAUUGACUAUUUUAGUUUUUAAAUCGAAAUAAAUAAUCUUGCCACAAUUGUAAUUGUUUUGUUUUUUUUUUUUUUGUAGAAAUGAAUCAUUAAGAUUCUUUUCCAAAAAUGAUUGUAAAAUUUGAUCAAUAAAGAGUAAUUAAAUAUUUAUCACUUA